Rubroshorea leprosula is the source of this 626-nucleotide messenger RNA. Lineage: Eukaryota; Viridiplantae; Streptophyta; Magnoliopsida; Malvales; Dipterocarpaceae. The record is from the annotation of a GenBank genome assembly.
CUUGUUGGGUAUUCUUUUGGAUUCAAAUCUUAGAGAAAUUAAAGAACACGGAGGAAGUAAGACUGUUGGAAUGAGCAUGGAUGAUGUGAUUGAAGAGUGUAAGCUAUUUUACUUCGCUGGACAAGAGACCACUUCCAAUACCCUCAGUUGGACAAUGGUUCUGUUGGCACAACAUCAAAAUUGGCAAUCUCGUGCAAGAGAAGAGGUGUUAUCUAUCUUUGGCAACAACAAACCAGAUUUCGACAGCUUGAAUCGCUUAAAAGUUGUAACCAUAAUUUUGUACGAGGUUCUCAGACUCUAUCCACCAGGGACUAUACUUACUCGGUCUACAGAGAAGGAAACGAAGCUAGGAAAUUUGACGCUACCUGCUGGGGUUGAACUUGCCAUGCCAACAAUUCUUGUACACCAUGAUCCUGAAUUUUGGGGAGAUGAUGCCAAGGAUUUUAAACCAGAAAGGUUUGCUGAAGGAGUUUCAAAGGUGACGAAAAAUCAAGUCUCUUAUUUUCCCUUUGGAUGGGCUAUUCAACCACUGUCCGGCGAUCAUGUGUAGGGGUGAGCAUUGCUUACAGUUAUAUACCUGUCACUUGUAAGUAUUUUAUUCAUCUGGAUAAAUAUUUUAUUUAAAU